AUGGACUCUCUCACGACCCAUCCGGCCAAUGCGCAGCAGGCUCGUGCCUUCACUUCCCCGUCAUCCCUGUCUUUCCCUGGUGGUACUACCUUUCCAGGCGGUGCCGAUUUGACUCCUCCUUCCGAGAAGGAUCCGAACUUGGUCGCCGGUGCACAGGGUGCGAACGGGAAUGUGAACGGCCAGCAGCAGGGGGCAAAUGCCGCAAAUGGCAAUGGGGUGACGCCCGCUACUCCGGCUGCGACCCCUGGUGCCAGUGCUCCAGGGAGUGGUAUCGUGCCUACGUUGCAAAACAUUGUCGCCACGGUCAACCUUGACUGCCGUCUUGAUCUGAAGACCAUCGCGCUUCACGCUAGAAACGCGGAAUAUAACCCAAAGCGUUUCGCGGCCGUUAUCAUGCGUAUUCGAGAGCCCAAGACAACCGCCUUGAUCUUCGCCUCUGGCAAGAUGGUGGUUACUGGUGCCAAGUCUGAAGACGAUUCCAAGUUGGCUUCGAGGAAAUAUGCUCGUAUCAUUCAAAAGCUGGGUUUCAAUGCCAAGUUCACGGAUUUCAAAAUCCAGAACAUCGUGGGUUCCUGUGACAUCAAGUUCCCUAUUCGCUUGGAAGGUUUGGCGAGUCGCCACCACAACUUCAGCUCUUACGAGCCGGAGUUGUUCCCUGGUCUUAUCUACCGUAUGAUGAAGCCGAAGAUUGUGCUUCUGAUCUUCGUCAGCGGGAAGAUUGUCCUUACUGGAGCCAAGGUCCGUGAAGAAAUUUAUCAGGCCUUCGAGCUCAUCUACCCUGUGCUCUCCGAUUUCCGUAAGGUCUGA
Messenger RNA from Aspergillus versicolor CBS 583.65, 807 nucleotides. RefSeq names its product TBP family protein. Lineage: Eukaryota; Fungi; Ascomycota; Eurotiomycetes; Eurotiales; Aspergillaceae. The transcript is spliced from 4 exons. Bases 1 to 807 code for a protein of 268 amino acids. Gene Ontology annotation, biological process: DNA-templated transcription initiation. The record is from RefSeq and is a predicted model, not a curated record. Gene Ontology annotation, molecular function: RNA polymerase II general transcription initiation factor activity; DNA binding.